UUCAAAGUCAAUCGUAUCAUCUUGGCUAGCAAUGGUGCCAGGACUAGUCAAGGGAUGCUUUAUAAAAUGACUAAGAUGCUCUUUUUGAGUAAAAAUAUCAGGUUUUUUAAUCAAGCUGUAUCGAUAAGGAGAAUAUUUCAAAGAACUAUGGAUUUAAGUGAAGUAGAGAGAGAAUUGAUGACUCUUGGACUCGGUGGGAUGAGUGAAAUCUUUAGAAAAAUAUAUGAGAGAGUGCUGAUUACCCGGACACUCGAUCUGGAGCUAUGUCAAAAAUUGAACAAAAGUCACGUUAAGGGGAUACUCCUCUUUGGGCCACCUGGGACUGGAAAAACGUUGUUAGCAAAAACAAUAGCAAAAAUUCUGUAUGCCGAGGAAUUUGAGGUUGUUGAUGGGCCUCAAGUUCUGUCAAGCUGGUUUGGUGGAACAGAGGCCAGACUUAGAGCACUGUUUAAUAAAGCUAGAGAAGAUUCUAGAAGAUAUGGAGAGAAAAGUGGCCUUCAUAUCAUCAUCUUUGAUGAAUUAGAUUCAAUUGCAAGGAAAAGGGGGAUAACUCCUGGAGAGACUGCGACUGACAGGAUUGUUAGCCAAUUGCUGACUAUGAUUAAUGGUGUGGAGGACCUGAAUAACAUACUUAUUAUUGGAACAACAAAUAAGAAGGAAUUAAUUGAUGAAGCACUCUUGAGACCUGGCAGGCUUCUCCCCAUUGAAGUGGGCCUCCCAGAUGAGGAAGCUCGUUUGAACAUAUUGAGGGUUCACACAGAACCUUACGAGCGAAGGGGCUACUUCCAAGAUGUGGACCUUCGAGAGAUAGCAAACAUGACGGAUGCCUUUAGUGGUGCUGAUCUUGCUGGUGUGGUUAAUACUGCCUUCUCCGAUGCACUUGGCCGUACCAAUUCCAAUGAUGGUAUCAUUCAUGAGAGCCAGACUAGGAUAUACCAAAAUGAUUUUAUCCAUGGUGUCCGCGAAAUUCGCCGUGCCAAUCAACCAACCAAGGAUGAAGACUGGGACGCAUUGGUUUGAGAAUUAAGGAUUUUGUUUGUUUCUUCAUCCAAGACUUGGAAUCUCUCUGAGCCCUUUGAUUGCCAUUAAAUGUGCAACUGUUAUCAUUCCUAGUAUGACACUCAUUUUUAUUCUCUUUCCAGAUUGACAGAUAUCAGGAAAGUAGACAAGUUCUCAUUUCCAGUUGAUCUGACUGUUUUACCUUUACUGGGCAUGUUCUAAGUGCACACGUGUUUGAACCUUUUAAUCAGGUUGUUGGGGAUUUGCAGAAAUGCAAUUCCAAUUCGUGCUUCUUUGCUGAGAAUACAAUUUAUUAUUUUAGUUCUGAUUCCGGCUGUUAUAAUAAAAAUAUAUGAAUGUA
Molecule: messenger RNA, 1360 nt
Organism: Jatropha curcas
Lineage: Eukaryota; Viridiplantae; Streptophyta; Magnoliopsida; Malpighiales; Euphorbiaceae
Source: RefSeq, a predicted model, not a curated record